This is a messenger RNA of Funneliformis geosporum, 354 nucleotides long. The record is from the annotation of a GenBank genome assembly. NCBI's taxonomy places the organism in Eukaryota, Fungi, Glomeromycota, Glomeromycetes, Glomerales, Glomeraceae.
AUGAUAUUAUACAACUAUUUAUGGCUUGAUAUUGGGAUAUACAAAAUAGCAAUAGAAGCAAUAGCGGCCGUCCUUUUCUUUGACUGUUCGUUAAGUGAAAUUCAUCAUUUACACUGUUUCCAGGGUUUUCUGAAAACCUCAUUAUCAAAAGUUCAAACAGCACCAUUCCAAAUUGGAUCAUCUGAAGUUGAAUUGAAAGAUCUAGGUGGACGACUGUUGCGAGGACUUGUUCGUCCACUAAGUAUAAUAACACCGAAACGUUCGCUUCUGUCCACGGCUAAUAUGUUUCUCGCCACGAAGGAGAAAAUGUAUACUUUCUCUCUAUAUACGUUCACUUCCAGUAACGUACAAUGA